Sceloporus undulatus (fence lizard) is the source of this 2063-nucleotide messenger RNA. RefSeq names its product HAUS augmin like complex subunit 5 (gene HAUS5). The transcript has 19 exons. NCBI's taxonomy places the organism in Eukaryota, Metazoa, Chordata, Lepidosauria, Squamata, Phrynosomatidae. Gene Ontology annotation, cellular component: centrosome; HAUS complex. Gene Ontology annotation, biological process: spindle assembly; centrosome cycle. The record is from RefSeq and is a predicted model, not a curated record. Bases 57 to 2051 code for a protein of 664 amino acids.
AGGCGCCUGCGUUCGAGUUUUGGGCGGCGGCGAGCGAGCGAGAGGAGAAAGGAGGAAUGGAGCGCAGCGGAGGGCUGACUCUGGCGCAGGAGCUCCGUCGCUGGGCGGCCGAGGAGAUGAAGCUCCCGCCCGGAAGGAUCCCCUCCGAGAGAGCCGCCCGAAGGAUGUGCUCAGGUCAAUGCGCUGAGAUCUGGAAGUACGUCAUCCGCCACGUUCAUCACCAGAGCAACGUAAAGAAGAUCCGAGGGAACUUGUUGUGGUAUCAACAGAUGGAGGAGGCUGAGGGCAAGCCUAGUGGCCUGGAGUCGGAGAAAGAGUGUCGCAAGCAGCUGGUUCAGGGCAUUGCCCGCAUGCGUGAGGAGCUGCAGAAGAUCGACCUGCACAUUGAAUCAGCACAGCGGGAGCUGAUGGCUGAUGAGGUGACUCUGGAGACAGCCCAGGAGGAGAUCCGUGAUGCUAAGCGCCGCACCUUGCUUCUGAAGGCCUACUCAACCCGGGUCAUGGCAGAGCGUCAACAGUUGCACAGAAAAGCAACGCAAAUUAGAGGGCGUCUUGAACAACUGGAGGAGAUGGAAAGUAAGUCCCGGACAGCAGUGAUCUUGGGUAAGACGUCAACAUCUGGAUUGCCCAGUUUGAAACCAGAAGUUCUGCAUGAUGUUCAAGAAGCCUGUCAGCUUCGUUUCCAGUUCCUGAAGACCCUCUUUGAGCGAAGUAUAUCUGGGAACCUUCCCAGUGGGAUGAGUGAGGACCAGUUGGACAGUUCCUACCAGCGCUGGCUGAACAUUGUGGAGAGAGUUUCUGGCUGCCACCCACCAGCCCACAUCCUUUCUGCCUUGGAGCACCUGGCCCUUCAGAGCACACAGCAGUUGCAGGAGCUUACCAACCGCAUCAACAUCCCUCAUGAUGUGGAAGCACUCAAGUUUCGCUACAACAGUGGCCACUUAGAGGAUGUUUCAGACCCAGCAGAUGACCUGCCUCCUAUCCGAGGCCUCAUUCAGGAGGGCUGGAGCAAAUGUGAGAUGCUAUGUGUGGAGCAAAUCCGACUGCGUGCCCAGGAAAAGAAGCUGUUGGCACAGUUGGAACCUGUUGUCCAAGAGAUGCAUCGCCUGCUUUCUGAUGGCUCAGAGCAUUCCAUCUUAGCCAGAGCUGUGUUUGAGCUGGAGCUCCGGGCUGUCAGACUCAGGGGGUAUAGAGAUGGCCUACAGCAUGGCUGCCGAGAACUGGAAGAGGUGGUGAUGACCCGACAUGCAGAGCUCCAGGGUUUGCAGGCAAAACGCCAGCGUAUCCUGGACUUCCGGCACCUAGUGAAUGAGAAACAGCAGCACAUUCGACUGCUCAUCAGGGGCACCUCUUACGUUAAAUCCCAGCUCCGCAAGGACCAGGCUGAGAUCCAGGACUUCAUAGAGAAGAAACUGCUUCCCCGGGCACAUCAGGUGGAAUUAGAAACACAGAAACUUAACAACUGGGUGGAUCAGGAGGUCCGGCAGUUUCGGUCCAUCGCCUUGCCUUGCUUGUUGCGCCGCAAGCUCCCUGGUUCUAAGUGUAUCCCUGCCCAUGAGCUUUCUAUCCACCGCCUGAGCCGUAUAGCACCAGCUGAGUACCGAGCCUUUCUCAAUGUGUGUAGUGGAGCUGCCUUCCCCCUUUACAAGGCCCCUGAGCAGCUGCUUCUCCACAUGGUGGACCUGAAGAAGAUGCUCCUUGGCCUUCGUGCACAACUGAGUUCCAAACAGAGAGCAUUGGGAAGCCUGCAGCACCAGCUGGAAGAGGCCCCAGAACCCAAUGUGCAAGCCUUAGUGCAAGAGGUGCAGACCCAUGAUCAGGAGCAGGCUCGCGAGCUCCUGCCUCGGAUCCAGCGAGUGACAGAUCAGUGCAGAAGUCAUAUCGAACACUGGAAAGAGGUGCAGGCCAUUGUGGAUGCCUGGUGGGAACAACCGGGACAGUUUGUGCUGCCUGGUGAGCGCCGUCAUGGGUUCACAUUGCAGCAGUGGCUAGAGCGCUGGACCCUGGCCUCCAAGACCUUGCAGCAGCAGAAGCAACACAGCUGGGUCUGAAAUCAGUAUAAG